Molecule: messenger RNA, 1482 nt
Organism: Fusarium musae
Lineage: Eukaryota; Fungi; Ascomycota; Sordariomycetes; Hypocreales; Nectriaceae
Exons: 2
Coding region: 1-1482 (493 amino acids)
Cellular component (GO): cytoplasm
Source: RefSeq, a predicted model, not a curated record
AUGUCUUUAGCACCGAGCUCCCCUAGGCUUCCAAGCCCUCCGCCAGCUGCAGAGAUUCAAAUGGCACCCAUGUCUCCUUCGGGCGGUCCUGCAGCCAGUCUUCAUACGACACCCCAGGAGCAAUCGCAGCUUGAAGCUAGCUCUAGACGGCGGAUACACCCAGGAACAAAAGCAGCAGAUAUGGCUGCUGGUCCUCCUCUGAUACCGCUACAAGAGCUCGACUCUGCAUUUCAACUCCAAGAACACCUAGCCGCCCUCCACUGCUACCACACGUCCUCCAACACCCAGCCGAUCACCCGCGGCACCGCGCUACAGCUCGCGACACCUCCCAGUGGCGUCGACCGGACCAUCUGGCUCUAUGAGCUCUGCCGCUUCCUCAUCUCGCAAUGCAACUCCUUGAUCGUUGGCUUCCUCUUCGACACCCCCCCAUGCAGUGCGAGCACGUGCCCUGAAAUGCGCGCUUCCGAAUGGCAGUUCCUCUGCGCUGUGCACGAGCAGCCCAAGAGCUGCUGCGCCAUCGACUACUGCUGUCACACCCUGGACUGGGCUGCCAACGUUGUGACCGACCAGAAGAUCUUCCCCAGCCGCUUUGUCGUCCACAAUGACAACCACAGUAAGAAUGUGGGUGUCAAGAAUCUCGUCAAUGUGUUCCGCAGGUUGCAUCGCAUAUUUGCCCAUGCCUGGUUUCAGCAUCGUGGUGUGUUUUGGUCUGUAGAGGCCGAGACAGGACUGUACGUCCUGUUUAAGACUGUAUGCGACUUGUAUGAUCUGCUGCCUGCUGAGAACUACAAGUUGCCUCCCGAGGCGGAGGGACUCGAGGCACCCCAUACUGAACAGGAGCCCGAGAAACCUCCUCCCACCAUUCUCAAGCCUUCAUCUCAUCAACGAGGCCCUCCUGCCGAAGAAGACAACAUGCAUCCAACAAGAACAAAUACUCGACGACACAUUCGAAGUAGUCCUUCGACGGGAAGUGCUGUAACAACUGUCAUCGAAGCCGAGGAGGAGGAAUCCACUGGAGUUUCCAGGAAACUAAAGGAUAUGCACCUGACCGCUCCCUCACCCGUGGAGGAGGAGCCAGAAGUGGCCGAUGUCCCUGUUAUUGUUGAGCAAUCAGUCAUGGGAGAAUCCGGGGCACAGUCCCGCAGUUCCCAAGCUGAGAAAGCAAAAGAUGACGACGAUGAUGAUGACGAUGAAGACGAAGAAAUUGACGAUGAUGCCGACCAGACAGUUGUCGGGUCUGUUUCGGAACAAGACUCUGCAAACGAUGUCGAUACUCAAACGGAUGAACAUAAGCCAGCCGCGGACUCUGUUGAGCCAGCGCAAUCUACAGAUACGGGCGCUGCAGAGGACGAGCCAACAAAGGAAAACGCCUCUGUAGACGCAUCACCAGAUGCGGAUGCCCCUGAAUCCUCAGAGGCCAAGGACAACUCCUCAGAGGAUGCGGCAAAGACCACAGAUACCAAGUCAGAGGACGAAACCUAA